This is a messenger RNA of Aspergillus sclerotioniger CBS 115572, 648 nucleotides long. RefSeq lists its product as uncharacterized. NCBI's taxonomy places the organism in Eukaryota, Fungi, Ascomycota, Eurotiomycetes, Eurotiales, Aspergillaceae. Bases 27 to 443 code for a protein of 138 amino acids. The record is from RefSeq and is a predicted model, not a curated record. The transcript has a single exon.
GGGUGGAGAAGGAGAGUGAUGAGGGGAUGAGGGGGGAGAAAGAGGAGGAGAAGGAGAAGGAGAAGGAGGAUGAACCCUCGGUGCUGGUCGCGGAGGGGGAUGGAUCUGCUGAGACUGGAGUUGGGGAUGGGGAUGGGGAUGCGAAUGCGAAUACAACUGCAGAUGCACCUAUAUCUAUGGCUAGAGGUACAGCUACCUCUGCACCUUCACCACAGACAGAGACACAGACAGAACCACAACCACAGCCACAAACUGUCACACCAACACCUACACCUACUACAACAACUACACCACAACCACAACACCAACCUAUACCCACACCAACAGCAGCACCAACAGCACCAUCCCAAGAAACCCCCUGGCUCGACCGCGCCAUCAUCGGGGUACUCAUCGCCCUGGCAGUAAUGAUUCUCCGCCGUCUCGCUCGCGAAGACAUGGAGUAACCCUCCUAUCUACCUGCCUACAUAUUUUCCUUUUCACAUUCCACAACCACAAAGGGGUUCAUCUUUUAUCAUACUCGAUCAUCUGAAAUGAGCGAGCGAGCGGGCAAAUGGUGUUUAGGUUGGCGUUAUGUUUCGGGAGGGGGGGAGUAUGUACUGUAUCUUGUACUUUUAUUAGGGAUUAAAAUAGGUGGAAUUUCAAUUCGGU